This is a messenger RNA of Lathyrus oleraceus (garden pea), 685 nucleotides long. Its product is annotated as heavy metal-associated isoprenylated plant protein 36. The record is from RefSeq and is a predicted model, not a curated record. Lineage: Eukaryota; Viridiplantae; Streptophyta; Magnoliopsida; Fabales; Fabaceae. The transcript has 3 exons. The annotation marks the transcript as partial.
CAUGUUAUUGAUAACAUACAUAUUCUCAAAUCCCCACAAAGUCAUUUUCCUUUUUCUUUUGCCUUUUGGCUAAUAUCCAAAAUAGAUCCAAUCCUGGGUUCCGUCCAUUCCAACCCCAUCCCUGAAAAGUAUUGUUGUAUGAUCAUGAGAAUAAACGUUGACUGCAAUGCUUGUUGCCGAAAAUUAAGGAGAAUCAUUCUGAGGAUGAAAGUUAUCGAAACCCAUUUGAUAGAGAAGCAGCAACGCAGAGUGUGUGUGUGUGGCAGAUUUGUACCAUCAGAUGUUGCAAUAAAGAUAAAGAAGAAACUGAACCGUAGGGUUGAAAUCCUUGAAAUUCAAGAAUUUGAAGGCGAGGUACAAGAUGAACCACCGUAAUAAACAAAACAGAGAAACUUCACAUUCUCAGGGUGGCUAUAGUUCCUUCCUUUCCUAUUACCCAAUAUUUCUAAAGGAUAUUAUUUUGUAUAAUAUAGGCGGCUAAUUAAUUAUUCCCAAGACAUCAUAAAUUCUUAGAAAAUUUGAAUGAGAUAUGUAUAUUGUUACCGGACUGAAAAAGAAAACCGUAUGUUUGUAGGAAAAAAAAGUUGUGAAUGCAAACUUUCUUUAAAUAUCAUGAUUUUUUUUAUAAUUUUUAAUUUAAUUGAGCAUCUCAUGCAAUUUAUCAUAAACAACAAUUGAGCUUCUA